ACCAGCCAAAAUCAAUCUCAUCACGAUGGAGAGAUGACCAACAAUUACCCCGAAGGAGGUUCCGUUGGACCUUAUAUCGACGAUGAUGGCGAGUAUGUGGACACCCUACGUCCCGCGGUAACCACACCACAGCCAGUUGAUGACGUCGACUACCUGAACACCGUAACCCCAUCAGCGCCACCUGGAGGACAUUACCAGGAACUGCAGCCUUCUGUGUAUCAAAGCCUUCAACAGCCUGGUAAUGACGUAGGCUACAUGGAAACCCCCCUGAACACCGUAUCCUCUUCAACCCCACCCGGCGGACAAUAUCUGGAACUGCAGUCUUCUGUAUAUCAAAAUCUUCCACAGCCUGGUGAUGACGUCAACUACAUAGAAACCCCACUGGACACCGUAUCCUCUUCAACCCCACCUGGCGGACACUAUCAGGAAUUGCAGCCUCCCGUAUAUCAAAACCUUCAACAGCCUGGUUUUGACGUCAACUACAUGAAAACCCCCAGAGACACCGUAACCCCAUCAACGCCACCUGGCGGACAUUAUAAGGAACUGCAGCCUUCUGUGUGUCAAAGCCUUCAACAGCCUGGUAAUGACGUCGACGACAUGGAAGUCGCCCUGGACACCGUAACCCCAUCAACGCCACCUGGUGGACAUUAUCAGGAACUGCAGCCUUCAGUAUAUCAAAGCCUUCAGAAAUAUUGAAGUUGGGAUCCAAUUUUGUACCAACCAGCGAGGCAAAUUCAGACGUAAUACUAUGUAAACCUGGGGGCUGUACGAACCCAUUUUUCUUGAAAUAUGUUCUUUGAUACCAUAUCCAUGAUAUUCGAAGAACUAAAACAAGUUUCAUUUCUGAUCGGUUUAUCGUUUAUGUUUAUUAUUUUUACGGGGUUUAGGUGACAGGAUCGGUUAGUGUUUAGAGCCCAUCAGUACACUGUACACAGUUAUAAAACUUGUUAAUUUAUAAAAUCAUGCCCGAAGGCUAAAUUGCUUAGUCCCAAUAACUAAGAGAACUAGAUAGUGCGAUACAUAAAAACUAGUGUCUAAUCAACUAUAUGAUACAAUGUAUACUAUAUUGUCGGGUUUGAAUUCUUCUUUGAAGGCAAUAUAGUUAAUCAACUGUCCCACGUUCUGUAUGAUGAUGGGAUUUUGUGCUUUUAGUAGAAAUAUAGUCUUUUGAUGAUCUCUCAGGUGGUAAUAGCUUGGUGAAAUUGUGACAACUGUUUGAAAUAAUUUGUUUCUUUCGGAUUAGGGGUACACUGACUGAUAAAAUCUAUAAAAUGUAAAAUAACUAAUGAUUUUCAUAGUUUUGAUCGAUGCUGUUCUUGAUCAAAUGGGAAUAGAAUAUUUGUUGACAAGAAGCGAAACCGGUAGAACGUUCACAAUAGAACAUAAUUUGGAUAGUUUUGUACAGAUGCCUUUGAAACUGCGAUAUAUUCUGCAAUAUAUACAUUAGUAUUCCUUGUAUAUGUACUUAGUGCAAUGUGUAGCUAGUAAGAUUUCUUUACUUACUAUAGAACGGAAUAUAAUUUGGUUGACUUGCACAGAUGUUACUUAAUGUUGUAGAAUAAUUCACGAAACAACAUUUAAUGUACCAUCAAAA
This is a messenger RNA of Branchiostoma floridae (Florida lancelet), 1594 nucleotides long. RefSeq lists its product as uncharacterized. Bases 34 to 696 code for a protein of 220 amino acids. The transcript is spliced from 2 exons. Lineage: Eukaryota; Metazoa; Chordata; Leptocardii; Amphioxiformes; Branchiostomatidae. The record is from RefSeq and is a predicted model, not a curated record.